Messenger RNA from Microplitis mediator, 1118 nucleotides. Its product is annotated as inosine triphosphate pyrophosphatase. The transcript is spliced from 3 exons. Lineage: Eukaryota; Metazoa; Arthropoda; Insecta; Hymenoptera; Braconidae. The coding region runs from base 261 to 827 and encodes 188 amino acids. Gene Ontology annotation, molecular function: nucleoside triphosphate diphosphatase activity. Gene Ontology annotation, biological process: nucleoside triphosphate catabolic process. The record is from RefSeq and is a predicted model, not a curated record. Gene Ontology annotation, cellular component: cytoplasm.
GUUAAAAAUUUUAUAAGAGGUUAAUAAAAUUUUAUUGCUCGCUAUAUGUAGAUAUACCACAUCAAUAAGGUAUAUUAAGUUUAUGUCAUGAGAACAAACUUGAAGAUCUAAAAAAUUAUUCGUUGGUGGCAUUGUCAAGUAACUGCAGCACAAACAUUUUGUUGAUGAAAAAUCAAUUUGUAAAUGAAUUAAUUAUAAAUUUAAAAAAUUUAUCUUUAAUCAUUUAUUGUCACAUUUAAUUAUUUAUUAAUUUUGUAAGAAUGUCGAAGCCAAUCGUUUUCGUAACUGGUAAUGCUAAAAAAUUGGAAGAAAUACUCGCAAUUUUGGGUAAAAAUUUUCCACGAGAAGUUAAAAAUCAAAAAAUCGAUUUACCAGAGUAUCAAGGGGAGCCGAGAGACAUAAGCAUAUCGAAAUGUAAAGCAGCAAUGGAUAUCAUAAAAGGACCAGUUAUUGUUGAAGACACUUGUCUCUGUUUCAAUGCUAUGAAAGGAUUACCGGGGCCAUACAUCAAAUGGUUUUUAGAAAAACUCGGACCAGAAGGUCUCGUUAACAUGCUAACAGCCUGGGAAGACAAAAGUGCCGAAGCUGUUUGCACAUUUGCUUAUUCAUCUGGUAAUCCUGAUGACCAGAUAAUUAUUUUCGAGGGCAAAACACAUGGAACUAUUGUCAGUCCACGUGGGCCACGUGAUUUUGGAUGGGAUCCUAUUUUUCAACCCGAUGGAUACACUGAAACUUAUGCUGAGUUACCUAAAAGUGUCAAGAAUGAAAUAUCACAUCGCAGCAAAGCUCUGGAACAAUUAAAAAAAUAUUUUGUUAAAGAUGGCUAGAAUAAAUUACAUUUAGAUGAAAAAUAAAAUUCAAAUUAAUAACCAACAGUUAAAAAGUAAUUUUCAUUAUCACAAUUACAAUUCAUAAAUAUUUAUAAAUCAACUCUAUAUUUUUCAAUGUGUCAAGUUUUCGAUAAUAAAUUUUUUAAAAUAUAAGAGCUAAUAAAAAUCUAGAGUAUACGAUUUCUCGGGAUUUCCAUUGAUAAGAAUUUAGAAGAAAAUCUGAAAACAAAACUUGUGUCGACAACAGAAAAUAAAUAGAUAACAGUAUCAGAAUAAAUAAAAAAACAA